GGGGGGAUUAUUAAACUCGUAAGACGCGCGAUGUUGAGGCGAGAAAGUGUGUUUUGCCGGAGUACGAAUAUUCCCGGAAAGGGACGGUCGGCGGCAGAUCCGCAAGAGCGUCGGUGGUAAACCGUACGAAAUGAAGACGCUGAGAAGACGGAAGCCUUAACGCGGGCGAGAAUCAUUUCGGGUGGACAAUCUGGUCGACGAACGUACUCUCUGAACCGAAUUCCCCCGCCCAGACCUUUCCGUCGACACUCACGAAUGAAUCACGCGGCCCUGGGUCGUGAACCUGAUCGAUGUCAUUUCGACGUGUACACAACUUACGCGCAUAUAUUUGUAGGACGAAUACGAGAAAAGGUGGUGGUAAUUUGAAAUUGGUUAAUAGGAAUAGAAACUGUUUAAACUUUCACUUAUAUUUAUUUUUUGUUGAUAAUUUUUAUUAUACACUUAACACGUAAGGUGUGUUGUAUGCAAAGAGUUACGCCAUCCCACAGGUUUUUUUUUUUUUUAGCUAUGAAAAUCUAUUAACUCUGUCAAUUGAAUUGAAACGUGUAUCCCCCGAAAUCUGUUGUAUUCGAAGCACUGACAUGCGCCCGUAUACGUCAUAUUAAUGUAACAAUACCCACAUCACGACUAGAACACUAACUUCGGGGGCACUAAAAGUAUGUACCCAUCGAAGACCCACGGGGGCUACGCUCCCAUAAUAAUCAUUAAACGACUUUUAUAAUAGUCGACUACGCACUUUAUUUAUAAUUUUGUACCUAUAAAUUUAUCGCAAUUAUUUUAACAUUAUUUUCCAUGUACACGUGCAUUGUCUGUAGGAAACCUGUAUUAUUUCUGCUCAUUAAUUGUGAAAUAUAACAUGAAUAACAUACUAUUUAGAUGUUACUUUAAAAAAGCUGAUUGUGUUUUUUUGGAGAGUGCAAAUUUUAGACCUUUUUUUUUUUUUAUUGCAUCUAUGAAAAAAUACUGUAUACGAAAACAAAAAAUAAAUCUGAUUUCAACAUUAACGUUUUCCGCCAUGCGCAUUAACGAUCUACUAAUUAUUAAUGUUACUCGAAACAAUAUAGUAAAUAAUAUACACUCGAUGGGAUUAUUCACGAUACGGACGAGUCCGCUAUAUAGAACAGCUAAACUUCGGCUCAAUCGUGAACCGAUCAAUAAGUGAAAAGGGGCGUGGAUAGAAUGAACCGUGUGUACACUGAAUUCCAGAAUUCCAGAAUUAUAAAGUUUCCCUACUUAUUACUAUGUAGGUUCAUUUCGAUAUAUAUUAUAUUCACAUGAUGUAAUGUAACGAACUGUUACAUUAAAUUAUAUUUCCUUGCUGGAUAAAAAAAAAAAAAAAACAAAAUUAUUAAUAUUACAACUGGCAUAAAUAAACGUUUAUGUUUAAAGCGAAAUCACAAUAAUUUGAAUAUCAUCGGCCAUCCAGGAAUCCAGCCAGGCCACUGGCUCGGGGAUGACUUCGGCGAAGUCUUCCGAAUCACCGUUGUACCACCGGAAAUGACAUUUCUAAUAUCUAGGCGUUAUCUAAGCAUAGGCGUUGCGUUAAUUGCACACUUGAACUACACUUCUUGUACUCCGGUCUAUCCCUACACUUCCAUUUGUGUGCUCGAGGUCGUAACAUAUUCGGUGUGCCGCGCGAACACGAUCGAGUCUCAUCCGGAUUUUUCUACCGAGUUCCAUGCCUAA
Cinara cedri is the source of this 1686-nucleotide messenger RNA. NCBI's taxonomy places the organism in Eukaryota, Metazoa, Arthropoda, Insecta, Hemiptera, Aphididae. The record is from the annotation of a GenBank genome assembly.